Molecule: messenger RNA, 2253 nt
Organism: Mesocricetus auratus (golden hamster)
Lineage: Eukaryota; Metazoa; Chordata; Mammalia; Rodentia; Cricetidae
Product: sodium- and chloride-dependent transporter XTRP3A
Exons: 11
Coding region: 65-1843 (592 amino acids)
Biological process (GO): sodium ion transmembrane transport
Cellular component (GO): plasma membrane
Molecular function (GO): L-proline transmembrane transporter activity
Source: RefSeq, a predicted model, not a curated record
CAAUUAAAAGGCGGGCGAGCAGCGGCCAGAGACCAGGCCCUGACCGACAGCGAGCGCGCGGGACAUGGAGAAGGCACGGCCUCAGUGGGGUAACCCGCUGCAGUUCAUAUUCGCCUGCAUCUCCUACGCUGUGGGCUUGGGCAACGUAUGGCGCUUCCCCUACCUGUGCCAGAUGUACGGCGGAGGGAGUUUCCUGGUCCCCUACGUCAUCAUGCUGGUUGUAGAGGGGAUGCCACUCCUGUACCUGGAGCUGGCUGUGGGGCAGCGCAUGCGGCAGGGCAGCAUCGGUGCCUGGAGGACCAUCAGCCCCUACCUCAGUGGCGUCGGUGUUGCUAGCGUGGUGGUCUCCUUCUUCCUCUCCAUGUACUACAACGUCAUCAAUGCCUGGGGCUUCUGGUACCUCUUCCACUCCUUCCAGGAUCCCCUGCCAUGGUCUGUCUGCCCACUGAAUGGUAACCGCACAGGCUAUGACGAGGAGUGUGAAAAGGCUUCGUCCACACAGUACUUCUGGUACAGGAAAACACUCAACAUCUCACCGUCCAUCCAGGAGAAUGGGGGAGUGCAGUGGGAGCCAGCACUGUGCCUCAUCCUGGCCUGGCUGAUGGUGUAUCUGUGUAUCCUGAGAGGCACCGAGUCAACAGGCAAGGUGGUCUACUUCACCGCAUCAAUGCCUUACUGCGUACUUAUCAUCUACCUGGUCCGUGGCCUUACACUCCAUGGAGCCACCAAUGGCCUGAUGUACAUGUUCACACCUAAGAUGGAACAGCUAGCCAACCCCAAGGCCUGGAUCAAUGCAGCCACGCAGAUCUUCUUCUCACUGGGCUUGGGUUUUGGCAGCCUGAUUGCCUUUGCCAGCUACAAUGAACCCUCCAACAACUGCCAGAAACACGCCAUCAUUGUGUCCAUCAUCAACAGCUCCACCUCCAUAUUUGCCAGCAUUGUGACCUUCUCCAUCUAUGGCUUCAAGGCCACCUUCAACUAUGAAAACUGCUUAAAAAAGGUGAUUCUGCUGCUGACCAAUUCUUUUGACCUUGAAGAUGGCUUUCUGACAGCCAGCAACCUGGAGGAGGUGAAAGACUACCUGGCAUCUACCUACCCAAGCAAGUACAGUGAAGUGUUCCCGCACAUUAGAAACUGCAGCUUGGAAUCAGAGCUGGACACGGCUGUCCAGGGCACAGGCCUGGCCUUCAUUGUCUACACGGAGGCCAUUAAAAACAUGGAAGUGUCCCAGCUGUGGUCAGUCCUCUACUUCUUCAUGCUGCUGAUGCUGGGUAUGGGAAGCAUGCUUGGAAACACAGCGGCCAUCCUCACCCCUCUGACUGACAGCAAGGUCAUCUCCAGCUACCUGCCCAAGGAGGCCAUUUCAGGGCUGGUGUGCCUCAUCAGCUGUGCCAUCGGCAUGGUGUUCACCAUGGAGGCUGGGAACUACUGGUUUGACAUCUUCAAUGACUACGCAGCCACACUGUCCCUGCUGCUCAUUGUACUGGUGGAGACCAUAGCUGUGUGCUAUGUAUAUGGGCUAAAGAGAUUUGGAAGUGACCUUCAGGCCAUGACCGGCCGCACCCUCAACUGGUACUGGAAGGCCAUGUGGGCGUUUGUGAGCCCAGUGCUCAUCAUCAGCCUCUUUGUCUUCUACCUGAGUGACUAUAUCCUCACAGGAACGCUACAGUACCAAGCCUGGGAUGCCACUCAGGGGCAGCUGGUGACCAAGGAUUACCCCCCACAUGCACUAGCUGUCAUCGGUUUGCUGGUGGCUUCAUCUAUCAUGUGCAUCCCCCUGGUGGCCCUGGGGACUUUCAUCAGGAAUCGCCUCAAGAGGGGAGGCUCGUCCCCAGUGGCCUAGGAAUGGACCUCCCAGAGACGGAAGUCAGCCACUCUGUUUCACAGUACUGCCUGCUGGUGGGAACUCCUUGGUUGGAGUGCUGGUCUGGGGCAUCCUGAGUCUGUAAAGAGGAUUAGGGAUCCCGCUUAGAUAAAGAAGGCUGUCUCGGGGAGGGGACCAUAUCCAUUAGGAGAGGCCCUCCAUUCUAUGCCAUCUGAAGGUAAUACCUUGUAGCCUCUUGUCAUCAGGGGUUAAGGCCAGUACUGAAGAUCAUUGUUUCCUUGACUCUAGAAAGUCCUAGAAUUUAAGGUAAACUGUCAUUAGAAACUUGACUGUAACUCUGAGGAGCUGAACAGCACUUCAGUUUUUCUUUUAUUUUUUUUUUGUUUUUUGUUGUUGUUUUUUGUUUUGUUUUUUUCUUUUCUUUUUUA